Paramecium tetraurelia is the source of this 1452-nucleotide messenger RNA. RefSeq lists its product as uncharacterized. NCBI's taxonomy places the organism in Eukaryota, Ciliophora, Oligohymenophorea, Peniculida, Parameciidae. Gene Ontology annotation, cellular component: ribosome; mitochondrial small ribosomal subunit. The record is from RefSeq and is a predicted model, not a curated record. Gene Ontology annotation, biological process: translation. The transcript has 5 exons. Gene Ontology annotation, molecular function: small ribosomal subunit rRNA binding; structural constituent of ribosome.
AUGAUAAUUAUAAGACUCUCUCGUCACUUCUCAAAAAUCAAGAAGGACUUAUUAACCAACCCUGAAUUUGAUAAAAUCCAUCCUUAAUUUUUAGAUCAUAAACCACCUACUACAUUACAUAGAUAGUCUAAAGAAGUGCCUUAUAUUAAGUCCCUUUUGAGAUAUAAAGAUAUUGCUGUACCAACAUUUGAAAAUGCUUUACAUCAAAAUUUUAAAACAUUUGUUGAAGGUCAGAUCAGUCCAAAAGGAGCAUUGAAGAACUUAUCAGAGGAAUAAAUGAAAUAAAUACAAACUCAAGUUACAAAGAAAUUGUAAGAAUUAGAAGACACUGGACUAUCAAGAGAAGAGAUUUUGACAAAUGGUGUAGAAAAAGGCAUUCCAUUAAGUUAUGAUGCAUUUUUCUAGUUGUUAAAAAAUAAUGAGUAAGCUCGUUUAGUUUAUAUGGCACCCGGAGAGGAAUUUACUGUUUAAAAGAUAGUGGACAUAGCUUUGAGAUAAGAUAUUGGCAAGGAUUAAUUUAAUGUUCCAAUUAAUAAAUAUCCAAAUAAUAUGAAAUUAAAAAACCAUGAUAAGUAGAAAGACAUUUUAAUAAACACCAAAGAUCAUUUAGAACAUGUAAACGAAUUGGUUAGUGAUGAAGUUGUUUAUCAUCAUCAUCCCUAACCUAAAAGACCAAUCAGAAGAGUAAACAAUUACGAUAUUCAUUGGAGAAAUACAGAAUUCUUGGUUUAAUUUUUGAACAAAAGUGGCAAGAUUAAGAAUAGACAUCAAACCAGUUUAGCAGAAGUUUAACAUAAGAAAGUUACAAGGUCUAUUAAAACAGCAAAACAUAUGCUUCUCUUACCCUCAAAUUCAAUUAUUCAACCUUAUCAUAAAAAAUCACUUACUAGCAUUGAAGAUGACAUUUAAGAAUUUUCAAGAAGAAAGGUUAAUCUGGCUACAGGUUAAGUAUAUACAGAAACCCCAUUACAAAAAAGGGAGAGAUCAUUGGAGAGCUAAACUAUGACUGAGGAUGAUUAAGAAAUAAAUCCAGGUUAAGCUAGACCAAAUAAUUUGAAUAUUAUCAAAGGUAUAGUUUAUGCAGAAAAACUGAAGAAGAAAGAAUUAGAAUAAUAAGGCAUCAAAUUGACCAAAGAAGAAGAAGAUACAAGAAAUUAUAGAUUCAAUGGAAAUGAUGUCAAAUUUUAAGUGAUGAGAGAUGAAUAAAUACUAAAAUAAGAAAUUAAAAAAGAAAUUGAGGCUAAAGACGGAGAGUUUGUCGAAGAAUUUAAUAAAAUCAAAUCUAAUAUUGAGAAAAUCCCCACCUACUAUUUGAGUUAAGCCUUUAUAAGUGAGUAAACCUUAUAAAUGGAAAAACUAUAGGAGCUUGUUUAUUAAAAACCAAAAUAAGCCUAUUCCUAUGAUGAAAGCUUAAGGAUUAUUGAAGAAGUCAAAUCUAGAUUAAAUAAGUGA